This is a messenger RNA of Loxodonta africana (African savanna elephant), 13672 nucleotides long. RefSeq names its product zinc finger protein 883-like. Gene Ontology annotation, biological process: regulation of DNA-templated transcription. Lineage: Eukaryota; Metazoa; Chordata; Mammalia; Proboscidea; Elephantidae. Gene Ontology annotation, molecular function: DNA-binding transcription factor activity, RNA polymerase II-specific; RNA polymerase II cis-regulatory region sequence-specific DNA binding. The record is from RefSeq and is a predicted model, not a curated record. Bases 547 to 2388 code for a protein of 613 amino acids. The transcript is spliced from 5 exons.
CGUUUGGUCACGUUCCCGUGAGGUAGUUGUGGUGUCUGCCAGAGUCCUUCCUGGUCCGGUGCCCCUGUCCCGGGGUCUGAGGGCGCUGUCCCCGCUCUCCCGCGCAGUGCUGGCCUGUCCGCCCUCCCUGGGCUGCUGCAGAGCCGCGCGACUCCCCGUACCGCGCUGUGCCCGGGCCUCCCGCCGCCGCCGCCGCCUGUCGCCUGUCGGAGAAGCCGGCCCGGGCCGCCCGCGCCCUCCGGGACCGCAGCUGUGCUCUGCGCGGCCUGGGCUACACCUUGUCCGUCGGUGCACUGACAGGUACCAGGUGUGGCACAGGGAGAACUAGUCCAGUCUCAGCAGCUGGGUACCCAGGGUGACCACCUUGCACAUCCUUGCUAUCACAAAUAAGGUUUCAACUGCUCUGACUGGUGUGUGGACCAAACACCAUUCAUCAGCCUCCAGUCUGCCCAGUGGCUCUGCUUCCACUCCCAUCCCUCUCACUGAAGUGGCUUCUUGAGCUCUGAGAGGACAUUCACUUAACUUCCAGAAGCUGCAGCCAGAGAAAUGGACUCGGUAGUCUUUGAGGAUGUAGCUGUGGAAUUUACCCAGGAAGAGUGGGCUUUGCUGGAUUUUUCUCAGAGAAAACUCUACACAGAUGUGAUGACGGAUACCUUGAGGAACCUGGACUCAGUUUUUCAACAGGAUAAUAAUGGACAAAUGUUGUCCAUGGAGAAUGACUCCUGGUAUUUCAUGUUAGGAGAAAUCUGUGAAUUCCAUGGCAUUGAACAGCAACACAACAACCAGGGAAAGCACAUGAGAAAAUAUCCAGUAGAGAGCCUGUGUGGAAGCAAAGAUGGUAAAGUAAAUAAAGAUGAAGAAGGUAAUCACUGUAGAAGAACUUUGAACUGGAUUGGAAAUCUUACUGGGCUCAAAAGAGCUGCUAGGGUAAAUCCUUUUGAAUGGCUUGAGUGUGGAAGAGCUUUUGUGGAUCAUUCAUCAUUCAAGAGUCACAUCAAAUCUCACACUGGAAACAAGCCUUAUCGUUGUAAGGAAUAUGGAGAAGGCUGCACUUGUCCUUCUUACCAAAAACCGCGUGUGAGAGAGAAACUUUGUAAAUGUAAGGAUUAUGAGAAAUCUUGUAGUUGUUCCUUAUCCCUCACUAAAUACAUAAGAACUCACAGUGUGGAGAGGCCUUAUGAAUGUAAGAAGUGUGGGAAAGCCUUUAGUUAUCCUUCAAAUCUCACCAGACAUAUAAGAAGCCAUAGUGAAGAGAGGCCUUAUGAAUGUAAGGAAUGUGGGAAAGCCUUCCGUUGUUCCUCAUCUCUCAAUGUACAUCUAAAAUCUCACAGUGGAGAGAGGCCUUAUGAAUGUAAGGAAUGUGGAAAAGCUUUUUGUCGGCCCUCAGACCUCACUAGACACAUAAGAACUCACAGUGGAGAGAAGCCUUAUGAAUGUAAGGAAUGUGGGAAAGCCUUUACUUUUUCCUCCUCUCUUACUAUACAUAUGAGAUCUCACAGUGGAGAGAGGCCUUAUGAAUGUAAGAUAUGUGGAAAAGCCUUUAGUCGGUCUUCACACCUCACUACCCAUAUAGUAACACACAGUGAAGAGAGGCCUUAUGAAUGUAAAGAAUGUAGGAAAGCCUUUAAGCAAUUUGCACAACUCACUAGACAUGUUAGAGUUCACAGUGGAGAGAAGCCUUACAAAUGUAAGGAAUGUGGGAAAGCCUUUAGUGAGUUUUCACACCUCACUAGGCAUGUAAGAAUUCACAGUGGAGAGAAGCCUUAUGAAUGUAAAGAAUGUGGGAAAGCCUUUAGUCGGUCCUCAUACCUCACUGCCCAUAUAAUAACGCACAGUGAAGAGAGGCCUUAUGAAUGUAAAGAAUGUGGGAAAACAUUUAAGCAGUUUUCACGACUCACUAGACAUGUAAGAGUUCACAGUGGAGAGAAGCCUUAUAAAUGUAAGGAAUGUGGAAAAGCCUUCAGUGAGUUUUCACAACUCACUAGACAUGUAACAGUUCACAGUGGUUACAGGCCUUAUAAAUGUAAGGAAUGUGGAAAAUCUUUUAGUCGGUUUUCAUACCUCACUGGUCAUAUAAGAGUUCACAGUGGAUACAAGCCUUAUAAAUGUAAAGAAUGUGGGAAAGCCUUUAAUCAGUCCUCACACCUCACUACCCAUAUGAGAUCACACAGUGGAGAGAGGCCUUAUAAAUGUAAGGAAUGUGGGAAAGCCUUUUUUCAGUCCUCACACCUCACUGAACAUGUAAGAACUCAUAGUGGAGAGAAGCCUUACGAAUGUAAGGAGUGUGAGAAAGCCUUUAGUUGUUUCUCAUCCUUUCGUAAACAUGUUAGAACUUAUCAUGGACAUAGGCCUUCUGAUAGUAUGAAAUGUGGGAAAGCCUUUAGUUAGUUCUCACAUCUCAAUGAUCAUAUCUCAGUGGAGAGAGCCUGUGGUUGCACUGAAUUGCUUUCAUAUGGCAUAGGGUCGCUAUGAGGCCAAAAUCGACUCAGCAGCACUGGGUUUGGUUUUUUGGUUUUGGCCCUCCUUAGCCAUGGUCUUAUAACUCCCACAAAAUGAUUGAGUGGGAGUUUGUGUAUUCACCAGCAGAUGGACAUUUGAAUUGUUCCUGUUUUUAUGAAUAAAACAGUUAUAAAACUUUAAGCAUACUUUUUUUUUGUAGUGUGUGUGUGUACAUAAGGUUUCAUUUUUCUCGUCUAUAUCCUUACAAGUGGGUUUGUUGUGUCAUAUGCUAGGUUUAUGUCUACCUUUAUUAGAAACUGCCCAUCUUUUUGCCCCCAUAUUCCCUCUUUCUUAUGCAAAUAAGGUACUUAGAACCCUCAUAGGGGACUGGUCAGUUUUGCCAUCCCACUAGAUUCAUAAAAGAACCAGUCUCAUAGAUAGGUAGAGGGACCUCACUACCAUCAAGAAGACAGGUCAGGAGUGGAGAGCAUCCUCUGGUCCUGGGGUCCCUGCACAGAGAACCUCCUAGACCCAAGAGACAGAAAGAGCUUAACGUUGUAGGAGUAGUGGUGUGAGAUGGUGAGAAGCAGCAGCAGCAGAACUAGGAGACUGACUCAAAAUUGCAUGGUUGGCUUCCCAGCCCACGGAGCGAGUGAGCCAUAGUGGGCUUGCUGACCCACAGAGACAGUGGAGCACCUUCAGACAGAAGGCCUUGUGGCAGAGUGGGGUGCCUCCAGGUAUUUGUUGGCAGCACUAGGCUUACCAUCCCAUGUCUCCAGGGAGCUAAGCACUUUCGAUCAGGAGGCCUCCUGAUGGAGUGGGGUUCCUCUGGGUACUGAUGAGAAUAGCUAAAGAGCUGUAACACUUGCCCAAGCAGGGCAAAGGCUGGUGGCAGAGGCCAGACCUGAGCAGGGCCCAGCAGCAGCAAGGUCCAGGUCAGGGCCCAGUGGCAAAGGCCAAGAAGAAGGUAUCCUGACUGAAGAACUGUAUCCUGAGGUGUUCCUGUUACUUCCAUGUUGAUCCUGAUCCCAAACGGCAACCUAUUACUUCUCUAGUAAACUCCAUCAGUCGUAUCGUCUGUGAGUUCUGCAUGGCCACUGCAAUGAAUUAUCAAGCCCAGCAGAGAAGUAGAGAGUGCUGUGGGUGGGAUGGCUGGUGUCAGAACUGGGAGGUUGGAGAUUGGAGGUAUGUUUGACCUCCACUUUAUAAGAAUUAGCUUUGGGCUUUGGGCUGAUGGUGAUGGUGAUUCUCUCUCCUCCCCCUGAAGUUAGAAGAUGACUUCUAAUGCCAUGCCAUUUUUACAGAAGCCUUAUGAACCAUAAGGAAUGUCAGAAAGCCUUUAGUUGGUCCUUAUCCGUCACAAACCAUAGAAGAGUUUACAGUGUAGAGAUGCCAUGUGAGUGUAAGGAAUUUCGGAAAGCCUUAGUCCUCAUACCUCACUAACCAUAGACGACUUCACAAUGGAGAGAGGCCUUAUGUAUGUAAGGAAUGAGGGAAAUUUCAGUUCUCUCUCAACCUUUUGAAGUCAUGUGAGGAGGUACACUGGAAAGAAACAAAAUAUGUGUAAGUAAUGGAAAAACCAAACCAAACCCAUUGCCGUCGAGUCGAUUCUGACUCAUAGCAACCCUGUAGGACAGGGUAGAACUGCCCCAUACAGUUUCCAAGGAAAGCUUGGUGGAUUUGAACUGCUGACCCUUUGAUUAGCAGCCAUAGCACUUAACCACUACACCACCAAGUUUUCCAGUAAUGUUGGAAGGCUUCUGGUAAUCCCUCAUCUUUUAAAAAGACGUGAAAGAAAACACCUGGCAGAGAAAUCAUAGUAGCGUAAGGAAUGUGAUAUGGGAAAGUUUGCUUCUCCCCCCUGUGCCUUCCAAGAUGUGAAGUUCAUGCAUGUAGGAAAGCCUUCACUAAUUACCUCUAUUAAAUAUGUGAGACUUCAUACUUCCGAAAAGUCAUGUGUAUGUAAGGAAUAUAGAAACAUCUUGGAAUUCUUAGAAAAUAUGUGAGAUAUCACACUGUGGAUUUAUCCUAUGAAUAAAAUACGAGAGACUCCUUAAGUGUCCCUUCUCACUUAGAACUGCUCUGAGACCUCACAUUCAGAGAGACCGCACAUGCAGAGAUUCUGUGAUUGUAAGCCAGUUUACCUCUCAGUUGUAGCACAUGACUUUGAAUAAAUAUCGAAAUGUUAUUUUGGUUCUUUUGUAUAUAAAUUGUAUUUAUUACACAUUUGUAUCUUGAAGUUUAUUUUCUUUUUAUCAUCUGUAUUUUGAAAGUUAUACUUUUUCACAUAAUGCAGUUUGCUCUCAUGGUAGAAAGUUUGAUUUUAAUGGGAAAUUAUAAGGAAAAAUAAAAAAUCACUUGGUAUUUCCCCACUCUUGUUGUUUUGUCUGUUUCCUUUUACCCUUCCUUGUAUUGGACAGCAGUUUUUUUUAUUGUUGUUUUUUUACCAAAUCUCAAUUAUAUUGUAUGUAUAGUGCUGUGCUGAACAUUUUUUGCAUUGCUUCUGUCAUUUAUCCUUCACAACUAUUAUGGUCCUUGGUAUACGGAUGAAGAAACUGCACGGCAUCUCACAAAAAUGUGCCUUGCAAGUGGUGCUAUGAGAAGCAGGGCUUGCCUGGAAGGUUCUUCUUGGGCGUUCAUACGGACCCAUAGUUUGAUCUAGCAGCAGUGAAGCUUCUGUCCAGCACAGGCUCAGAACCUAUAUUUAGAGAGAGUCCUGCUUUUGGUAAUUCUGUGAUUCGUGGAGAGUUUGCCAGUCCAGAAGCUGAGGCUGCAGUUACUGGGCUGGACUGAACUGGCAACUGCUGCUCCACCUGGGGUGCAUACCUACUGUGGGGCCUGGUGGUUUUUUCAGAGCCACUGCCUGAUGCUGAACUGGGAGCUUCCUCCAUGGUGCCUUAUAUAAGGGGCCUGAGAAAUGCUGGCCCUAGGUAACAUACAUUUAUAUUAAGCCUCCCAUUGGUCCAGCAAUUCCCCUUUCAGAAUCAUCCUGUGGAAAUUGCUGGGAACCAUAAUGGCAUCCACUGAUCCUGCUCAUUGCCAUCGAGUCGAUUCUCACUCGUAGUGACACUAUAGGACAGAGUAGAACUGCCCCAUAGGGUUUCCAAGGCUGUAAAUAUGGAAAGAAGACUGCCACAUCUUUCUCCCAUGGAGCGGCUGGUGGGUUUGCAUUGCUGACCUUUUGGUUAGCAGCCGAGUGCUCAUCCACUGCACCACCAGGGCUCCUUUCGUUGAGCCUAGUGACAGUGGAAAUACUGAAAGUCUGGAAACAGUGUCAGUGUACAACAGGAAGGGAGUUUCCAAUGAAUGCCUGGCUGCAUGUCACAGUGUCGUACCGUCAGUAAAUGAAUUUCUGGACAAAAAUUUACCUUCAGUAGGAAAGGCAAUCUUAGCUUACCAUCGUUUGAAAGGCAGGGUAUAAAAUAGCAUAUACAUGAUGAUGGCAGAUUUAUAAAACACAUAUGCAGACAGACCACCCUGUAGCGAAGCCUAGAAUAUUAAUGGAUUCUCUCACAAAGGCAAGACUGAUUUCUGAAGUUACUUCACUUCUCCCUAAUUUGCAGUUUUUCUUUAAUCAAUGUUCAUUCAUCAUAUAAUUUUUUUAAUUGGAAAAUAGUAAUUCACUUGUGCAAUGUACAGCACUAAGAGUUUUGAUAAUGAAGUCAUAACCAGUACCACAAUGACUGUACAGGAGAGUUAUCUUCCCUCUAAAAACAUUCCUUUUUAGUUAAGCCUUCCCCUGGCAACUGUCCCAAUACAAGUGAUUCGCUGUGUAGCUUUUAGAUUCUAGCUCGUGUUAUUUAGCAUAAUGAAUUUGAGAUUCAUUUAUGUUGAUAAAUGGAUCAGGUGUGUUUCUUUUUAUUUCUUUGUAAUACUCCAGUGUAUACACAUAUUUCAGUUUGUGUAUUCACCAGUGGAAGGACGAUUGGGUUUUUUCCUGUUUUUAAGAAUAAAACAGCUAUAAAACUCAUGCAUAGGUUGUUUUAUGUGUGUGUGUGAACAUAGUGUUUCAUUUUUCUCAUGUAUAUCCUCAUCAGUGGGAUUGUUAUGUCAUAUGGUAGAUUUAUAUAUAUCUUUAUUAGAAACUGCUAAUCGUUUUUCCCCACCUUUCUUCUUUUUUAUAGUAUUUUAUUGUAGUGAAAAUGUAUAGAGCAAAACAUACUCCCAUUCAACAAAUUCUACAUGUAUAGUUCAGUGACAUUGCUUACUUUACUUCAUGUUGUGUCACUGCUCUGUCUCUACCCAAAUUGUUUCACCACCAUUAACAUUGGCUUACUGCCCCCUGAAUUUCUUGUCUGUGCUUUAGAGUUACUAUUUUCAAUUUGAUCUCAUAGACAAUUCUUUAAACGAGUGCAAUGUUCAAGUCAAACAUUCUUUACAAAUUGAGCUGAACUGUUGUUUGGUUUAAAAAUGACUUCAGGAGAUGUUUUGGUUAAAAGUUUAAAGAUUAUUUCAAGGCCAUAGAUUUGGGGAUUACUCCAGUCUCAAUUAGUUGGUCUUGCAAAAUUCUAUCAUGCUAUCUUUGGCAUUGUUUCUAUGACCAUUGUUUCCAGCUACCGAUCCUUCUUUGUUUCCAACUUUUGCAUUCCAAUCACCAGCAGCUAUCAAUUCAUCUUGAUUGCUUGUCUGAUCAAUUUCAGACUGCAGAAGUUAGUAAAAAUCUUCAGUUUCUUCAUCUUUGGCAUUAGUGUUUGGUGAGUAAAUUUGAAUGGUAGUCAUGUUAACACGUCUUCCUUGUAGGCAUAUUGAUAUUAUCCUAUCACUGACAGUGUUGUACUUCAUGAUAGACCUUGAAAAGUAUUCUUUUUGACUGUGAAUGCAACGCCAUUCAUCCUGGAUGUCACUAGGUGGAAAACACAGGAAUCGAAUCGACUACAUCUGUGGAAAGAGAUGCUGGAGGAUUUCAACAUCAUCAGAACAAGGCCCUGGGCUGUCUGUGGAAUAGACCUUCAGUUGCUCAUAUGCAAGUUAGAGUUGAAGCUGAAGAAAACUGAAACAAGUCUGUGAGAGACAGAAUACAAACUUGACAAGUCUGCGAGAGACAGAAUACAAAAUAUCCCACCUGAAUUCAGAGAUCAUCUCAAAAACAGAUUUGACACCCUGAGCGCUAAUAACCAACAAUCAGUCGAGGUGUGGGACAUCAAGGACAUGAAGAAAGCAACAGGUCAUUAAAAAGACAAGAAAGAAGAAAACAUUAAAAUGGAUGUCUGAAGAGAAUCUGAAACUUGCUCUUGAACAUAGAAUAGCUAAAAUGAAUGGAAGAAAUGAUGAAUUAAAAGAGCUGAACAAAAGAUUUCAAAGGGCAGCUUGAGAAGACAAAGUGAAGUAUUAUAAUGAGAUGUGCAAAGACUUAGAGUUUGAAAACCAAAAGAGAAGAAUACACGGCAUUUCUCAAGCUAAAAGAACUGAAGAAAAAAAUUCAAGCCUUGAGUUGCAACAGUGAAGGAUUCCAUGGACAAAAUACUGAACAACACAGGAAGCAUCAGAAGAAGAUGGAAGAAAUAAAUAUGGUGAAAGUAGACAAACCUGACACAUAUCUUUCCUGAUUUUAAACCAUGCAGUACCCUCUUGUCUAUUCGAAUGACUGCCUCUUGGUCCAUGUACGAAGUUGAUCAAGAUAAGGAUUGACCAGGGGGCCAGAGUCUUCUGAUCCAGCCCCAGCAGGGAGACCUGAGGCCAUAGCAAAUUUGUAGCUGAAAUGGCUCGGAGUUGAAGAAGAGAUCUUUUUGAAGUUCCUGAACACAAUCCAAGGCACUAUAAUUCCAAGACCUGUCAAAAUCUUGAAGGAGCCUAAGGUUAGACUGACGGGAUAUGGGGAUGCAGUGGUUGAUGGGACUAAGGAGAAAGUUUGGAUGAGAAUUUGAAGAUUUAAACAGAUCUUGUAUGAAGUAGUUGCAUCUUCAUUACCUGAAUGUAUUAUUGGUACGGGUAUUAUGUCUAAUUGGGGAUCACUCCCUCUUCCUGGUAUUAUAAAACUGAAGGUGUGUAAGUCUGCCCUUAGGGCAAUAUUGAUUGGACACAUUAAAUGGGAACAACUAGAAUUGCCCAAACCCACAGACAUUGCUAAUUUGAAACAGUAUAGGAUACUUUCUGGAUAAAGGAAAUUAUUGCUUUGAUUAAAGACAUGCUAAAGGCUGGAAUGUGAGUGCCGACAAAUUCUCUGUAUAACAGCCCUGUGUGGCCCAUGAACUUGUCUGUCAGUUUGUCCAACUGUGGAGGCUUGUGUAUUGAUGUGAUGUUGGAAGCUAUGUCACCAGUGUUCAAAUACCCAGCAGGGUCACCCAUGGUGGACAGGUUUCAGCUGAACUUCCAGACUAAGACAGGCUAGGAAGAACGACCUGGCAGUCCACUUCUGAAAAAAACUAGCCAGUGAAAACCUUAUGAACAGCAGCAGAACAUUGUCUGAUAUAGUACCAGAAGAUGAGCCUCUCAGGUUGGAAGGCACUCAGAAGACAACUGGGGAGGAGCUAGCUGCCUACUCAAACUCGAGUCCACCUUAAUGACGUGGAUGGAGUCAGGCUGUCGGGACCUUCAUUUGCUAGUGUGGCAUGACUCAAAAUAAGAAGAAACGGCUGCAAUCAUCCAUUAAUAACUGGAACAUGGAAUGUAUGAAGCAUGAAUCUAGGGAAACUGGAAAUCGUCAAAAGUGAAAUAGAGCACAUAAACAUCAAUAUCCUUUGUAUUAUUGAGCUGAAAUGGACUGGUAUUGGUUGCUCUGAAUUGGACAAUCAUAUGGUCUACUAAUAUUAAAUGACACAGGAACCAUUAAAAGAACAUGAAAGGAAUACACAGAGUCACUGUACCAAAAAGAAUUGGUAGCAUGUGAUCAGGAACCAAUGGUACUGAAGGAAGAAAUCCAAGAUGCACUGAGGCUUUGGCAUUGGCAAAAAACAAGGCUCUAGGAAUUGAUGGAAUACCAACUGUAACGGAUUGAAUUGUGUCCCCCCCCCCCCGCAAAAAUAUAUGUGAAGUUGGUUAGGCCAUGUGUAGUUGUCUUCCAUUUUGUGAUUUUCCUAUGUGUUAUAAAUCAUAAUCUCUGCCCGUCGUUAAAGAGGGUUAGGGUGGGAUGUAACACCCUUGCUCAGACCAUAUCCCUGAUCCAAUGUAAAGGGAGUUUCCAUGGGGUGCGGCCUGCACCACCUUUUACCUUACAAGAGAUAAAAGGAAAGGGAAGCAAGCGGACAUACCACCAAGAAAGCAGCACUAGGAGCAGAGCGUGUCCUUUGGGCCUGGGGUCCCUACGCCUGAGAAGCUCCUAAACCAGGGGGAGAUUGAGGACAAGGACCUUCCUCCAGGGCCGACAGAGAGAAAGUUUUCCCCUGGAGCCGAUGCCCUGAAUUUGGACUUGUAACCUACUACAAAAAAAGAAAAAAAUCAGUGUUAGACUAGACUAUGAGAAAAUAAAUUUCUCUUUGUUAAAGCCAUCCACUUGUGGUAUUUCUGUUAUAGCAGUAUUAGAUGACUAAAACCAAAUGAGAGGUUUCAUCAAACAGAUGCAGCACUGGAAGUGCUCACUCGUCUAUGCCAAAAAAUUUGGAAGACAGCUACCUGGCCAACCAACUGGAAGAGAUCCCUAUUUAUGCCUAUUCUCGAGAAAGGUGAUCCGACUGAAUGUGGAAAUUAUCAAACAGUAUUAUUAAUAUCACAUGUAAGUAAAAUUUUGCUGAAGAUCAUUCAGAAGUGGCCACAGCAGUAUAUCAACAGGGAACUGCCAGAAAUUCAAGCCGGACUCAGAAUAAGACAUGGAAUAAGAGAUAUCAUAGCUGAUGUCAGGUGGAUGCUGAAAGCAGAGAAUACCAGAAAGAUGUUUACCUGUGUUUUAUUGACUAUUCAAAGGCAUUCAACUGUGUGGGUCAUAACAAAUUAUGGAUAACAUUGCAAAGAAUGGGAAUUCCAGAACACUUAAUUGUGCUUAUGAGGAACCUGUACAUAGAUCAAGAGGCAGAUAUUUGAAUAGAUCAAGGGGCUACUGAGUAGUUUAAAGUCAGGAAAGGUGUGCAUCAGGGUUGUAUCCUUUCACCAUAGCUAUUCAGUCUGUAUGCUGAGCAAAUAAUCUGAGAGGCUGGACUAUAUGAGGGAGAAUCAGGCAUCAGGAUUGGAGCAAGACUCAUUAACAACCUGCAAUAUGCAGGUGACAAAACCUGUUUGCUGAAAGUGAAGAGGACUUGAAGAAAUUACUGAUGAAGAUUAAAGACCACAGCCUUCAGUAUGGAUUAUACCUCAACAUAAAGAAAACAAAAAUCCUCAUACCUGGACCAAUAAACAAUAUCAUGAUAAAUGGAGAAAAGAUUGAAGUUGUCAAGGAUUUCAUUUUACUUGGAUCCAUAACAACACCCGUGGAAGCAGCAGUCAAGAAAUCAAAAGACAUUGCAUUGGGCAAAUCUGCAAAAGACCUAUUUAAAGUGUUGAAAAGCAAAGAUGUCACCUUGAAGACUAAGGUGCGCCUGACCUAAGCCAUGGUGUUUUCAAUCGCCUUAUAUGCAUGUGAAAGCUGGACAAUGAAUAAGGAAGACCGAAGGAUAAUUGAUGCCUUUGAAUUAUGGCGUUGGUGAAGAAUAUUGAAUAUUCUGUGAACUGCCAAAAGAACAAACAAGUCUGUCUUGGAGAAAUAUAACCAGAAUGUUCCUUAGAGGCAAGGAUGGAGAGACUACAUCUCACAUACUUUGGAUAUAUUAUUAGAAGGGAUCAGACCCUCCUAAUAAGGACAUCAUACUUGGUAAAGUAGAGGGCCAGAGAAAAAGAGGAAGACCCUCAAUGAGAUGAAUUGACACAGUGGCUGCAACAAUGGGCUCAAGCAUAGCAAUAAUGGUGAGGAUGCCGCAAGAUUGGGCAGUGUUUCGUUGUACUUGGGGUCACUGUGGGUCAGAACCAAAUUGACAGCACCUAAUAACAGCAUGGUCUAGUAUGUCAAGAAUGACAAAUUGAAGAGGAAUUGUGUUGCCAACUCAUGGUGACCCUAGGUACAACAGAAUGAAACACUGCCCAGUCCUGUGCAAUCCCCACAGUCAUUGCUGUGUUUGAGCUCAUUGUUGCAGCCACUGUGUCAAUCCAUCUCGUUGAGUCUUCUCUUUUUCGCUGACCCUCUACUUUACAUAACAUGAUGUCCUUCUCCAGAAACUGGUCCUUCCUGGUAACAUGUCCAAAGUACAUGAGAUGAAAGCUUACCAUCCUUGCUUCUAAGGAGCAUUUUGGCUGUACUUUUUCCAAGGCAGAUUCUUUCUAAUACACCAUGCAUAAAAUUCUUACUAAAAGUCUUAUUUGACCUGAUUUUGGCUAAGUUCUGCCCUUUUCAGGAGCUCAGAGAGGUAAAAUAAAACAUGCUCCCUUUGUAUGCAACUCAUAUUAAAAAGUCCCCCCCCCCCACACACACACCCACAUACCUUAUUGUAUAUACACAAGGGCUACAGGAUUAAAUUUUUUUAAAGCCUCUUCACAAUUUUGCAAAUUACGUUUUACCCAGAGUUAGCCAAGCUGUGAGGUUUGACAGCACAAUUCUCUCCACUGCCUGUGUUCCCAAGAAUUCUGACACCAAUUGAAAUGAUUUUAUGGUCCAACUACAAAGACGGCACAAUCCCCAAGAGUGCCCUCACUUCUGACACCAACUGCAAAUUUGGGGGAUUGUGGAAUUCUCUCACAGGUUUCAUAAUUUGCUAUAAGAACUCAGAGAACUCACUGAAAGGUAUUAUACCCAUGGUUACGGUUUAUUACAGAGAAAGAAUACAGAUCAAAAUUAACCAAAGGAAGAGACCCAUAGGGUAGAGUCUGGGAGGGUUUCAAAUGACCAGCUUUCAUUGUCCUUGGUCUACAUUACUCUCUCUGGACUGAUGGCAUAUUUCAUAUUGCUUACCAGGGAAGCUCACUUGAGUUUUAAUGUCUAAAGCUUUUUAUUGGGACUUCUUUACAUAGGCAUGAUAGAUUGAUUGACCACCCAUGUGGAUGAACUCCUCCAGUCUCCUCCCUCUCCUGAGAUCAGACUGAUAUCAGGGGACACACCAUGAUGAGCCUUAAACAGUGCCAGAAAUUAAAGUUCAAAAAAUGAUGAGGACAUGUUAAAAAAAAAAAAAAAUACAGGAACCUACCUAAGUGAGCUGCUAGUAAGCAAAUUUGGGACAAAUUGAGCAAGAAAAUAAAGAGUAAUACCUAUUAGCCUAUACUGACAAAAACAAUUUAAUUCCUCACAGUGGAAUUCCGAAUGAUAAAUACAGAAAGAAUGAUUGGAACAGAAAAUCACCAUUUGGUAAACACUGCAGUAAUAAUUAUUGUACAUAAUAAUUAAUAAUAGAUACCAAAAUUAGUAGGCAAAAGUACAAUGAAAAACAGAAUAUUUGCACAGUUUCAAAGUAUCUCCCUAUAGGAAACUUAUUAAUUACAAAGAGAAAAAUAGUUACUUUACAGUGGGGAAGACUGAAAGGAAACAUGUUAAAAACGAAAGCAAAACAAAACAAAAAACCUACAACUGAAAUACAGUAUCAGUGUAUUUUCUUGCAUGCAAAUUAAUAUUAAUAAAAAAGUUGAAAAAUAAAACCGCACAUGCUCAAGGCUCUUUAGCACAACCUUAUUUGCGACAGCCAAAGAUAGUAAGAAAGUAAAAUUUAGCUUGUACUGAGAAAAGUAAAAACCUGCCCAGCCACUCACAAAAGUAGGGUAACGAACACUGACAAAGACACCCACACAGUUACGGUACCCGUUGCCGUCGAGUCGAUUCCGACUCAUAGUGACCUUAAAGGACAGAGUAGAAUUGCCCCAUAGAGUUUCGAAGGAGCGCCUGGUGGAUUUGAACAGCUGACCUUUUGGUUAGCAGCCUUAGCACUUAACCACUACACCACCAGGAAAUGUUAUUCUCUGAAAGACACAGAGUACGUCUAAUGAUUACUUCUUUGAAUUACUAUUGCUUUCUUAUUCGUUGAGAAGUUUCGUUCUCUAUUAAGAGACUUUGAGAAAUUUGCUGUUUGAAAUUAUAUCAGGAAGAAUGAAACAUCCCAGUUUUGACAUAGUCUCAAUUUACAACACAGCUGCUGAGCUUCAAAUAAAGGGUUUCUGGACACAACAUUCCACAGCUUUCUUAAUAGUAUUAUUUCCAAGUAAACAGGACCUUGGGUCAUUUGCAAUCCAGACCUGAUGUCCACCCCUUUACAGUUCCAUUUUGAUUUAACGCUAUCAAAAUACUGCUGUUUAAAAUUCACACAAGCUCUACCCUUCUUUAGAAUCUAAUAACUCUCCCUUCUGUUUUCAU